This is a messenger RNA of Rhinichthys klamathensis goyatoka, 3427 nucleotides long. It is a transcript of the gene tdrd5, whose product is annotated as tudor domain containing 5. The record is from RefSeq and is a predicted model, not a curated record. Lineage: Eukaryota; Metazoa; Chordata; Actinopteri; Cypriniformes; Leuciscidae. The coding region runs from base 193 to 3030 and encodes 945 amino acids. The transcript has 16 exons. Gene Ontology annotation, biological process: spermatogenesis; germ cell development.
GCUAAUGAAAUACAGUUUCACCUGCACUCUGAAAAGUUCAUCUCGGAGGAUAUUUUUGACAUACGCUUCGCUCUAUUGACGUCAUUGCGCUGCACCUGUGUGAUACAAAAUUCGCAUUUUUAAAAAACGCGGCCUGUCGCGUGAUCUGCACGGAACGAGAAAACGUGUUUAUCUUGCACAAAAGCUGUCAGAAUGACCCAAGACCAGCUCCUCGCGGGUUUGAAGAAGGACGUCCGGUCUCUCUUGAUCUCAGCUAAGCGUGGCUUGACCCCUGAGCAGCUCAAGAGAGACUACCAGACCAUGCUGGGCUUCCCCAUUCCCCUCAGGUUACUGGGAUUCAGAAACGUUUUGGAUAUGGUCAAGGAAAUGCCGGAUGUUGUGCACUUGGAUUACCACUUUGAUGGCAGCAUCAUUUUAAAAGCCAUUGGAGACGAGAGCACUAAAGGCAUCGAAGAGCUAGUGUCCAAGCAACGGGACCACAAACCCAAACCCAAAGUCAACAAUCGGAGGGGAAAUCUGGUGAACUUCCACACCUCUUUCCCACGGCAUCAGCCUGUUAUUCUCCCUCGGCGUGGCCCAGCAAAGCCCGCCCUGCCUGCUCAGCUGCGUAGCCAACUAAAACAAUUACUAUCUCAUGGGCCGGUCAGAUUAUCAGAGCUGGAAUACAGGUAUACGGUGCAGUUCGGAAAGCCGCUCCAGAUCACUCAAUAUGGCUUCUACUCCAUAUCCGAGAUGCUGGCGGCUGCCACGGAUUUCAUAAUUAUGCAGCAGAGUCGCACUGGCUCGCAACUACUUCUGAAAAGCUCUUUAGUGCCACUAAAUCAGACCGAAAAUCAGAUGCCGAGGCUUUCCAAGAAGUUGGCACCUCCUUUGGUGGUAAAACAGAAGCCGGUGGGAUUCAGUCCUAAGGCAACUUCACCGCCUAAAAGGGACCAGCAAAGUUCCCCCUUGUCCCCUGCUGUUCCUAAACCAGAGCCUGUGAAGAAAGAGCACUCUUUUGAAGAAACCAUUUUUAAGCUUGAGGAGGAGCUCAGACAGCAGAUUCUCGAGAAGGGCACCGCUGGGUCCGUCAGCCGCGAACUGAAAGAUAAGCUACGGAAGGUCAGACAUAUCUGCUUAAAAACUCAGCCUUUCUUGUCUCAUAUUCUCACCUUGGCUUAUGAGAUAUGGAUCUUAUUUCAGGUUGUAGCUGAAAAUGGCAAUGGGAUCUCCAUUCACAAUCUUCCCACAGAAUACAAGCGAAUGUAUAGUGAGGAGUUGCCGGUGAGCCAGUGUGGCUUUCUGAGCGUGACUGAGAUGGUUGGUGCUUUAAGUGAUACAUUUUCCAUCCAAAGAGGUGCUGAUGAGAGUGAAAACCACUGGAUGGUCGUGGAGUUCAAACCAAAUGACACACAACCCAGUAAAUCUGAAUUAUCCCCGGGUCACGGCACCACUUCCAGUCCGACGGAUGAAUCACAGAAUCCCUCCAGCAAGGCCUAUUACUUGAGCUAUGCAGAAUCUGCCUGGGAGCGCGAAGAGACGGAGCAAUCCACAGACCCUCAAGAGUCUGACGCUGAGCUCAGAGUCACCAAUAAAACCAUCCAUCAGAUGGGGGAUCUUUUCCCAGAGUUGAUGGUGAGUCAUGUAACAGCGGUUCCUCCAGACGCGGUGCGCUGCCAGAAGCUGAAGUCGCCCAAUCGCAGGAGAGAGAGAGAGCUGGUGCCAGUCCUGGUGGAGCAGACAGAGUCACCCAGCCACUUCUACAUCCGCUUCAGCCAAAACAAGGAGGCCAGAGCCCUGGAGAACAUGAUGAUUGAAAUGAGGAGCUGUUACUCCUACCCAGAUGUGGCGGAGAGAUACAGGCUGACUGAUGCCUAUGUGCGGCCGGGUCAGGUGUGCUGUGUGGCUCCAAGAGACAUGUGGUUCUACCGUGUGGUGAUCCAUGAGGUGUUCAGUAAUACUGAAGUAAAGGUGUACUACGUCGACUUCGGAGACAUCACAAAAGUGGAACGAAACAGCCUCAGAUUUCUCAAAGCUUGUUACGCUGAUCUCCCGGCUCAGGCUGUCCCAGCAAUGUUAGCUGGAGUUCGGCCCAUCACGAGCAUUUGGACUCAGAGUGCUAUCAGCUCUUUCCAGAGGAUGUGUUGUGAGCGCACUCUGGUGGCCGCCAUUCACAGCUACCAGAACAACUUCCUGUUGCUCUUUCUGUGCGACACCAACACAGAGGAGGAUGUUUAUGUUCACGCCGCCCUACAGAAAGAGGGCCACGCCCUUCCCUGCGUUACCGCUUACGGAUUGGUGUCAGGGCAGUUCAAUCCAUUGACGUCUUACCUCGGAGAUGAUCAGAUCGAUGAUGUAAAGGAGUCUCUCACACCCUCCACAUGUUCUCCGGAUAUAGAGAUCCGCUCUCAGGGAUAUGGCUCUCCAUGCUCCUCUCAAACGGGUUCCAGCUCUGAAAAUGGACAAACCAACUUCUCCUCCAUUGAUGUAGAACCAAGCCUGGACCUUCCUGCCCUCGAGUGUAUAAAUGUUCCUGACGUCAACACUGAGGCUGAAAGUGAGAAAGUAAAUCCGUUCGAGGCUCUGCAGGGUAAAAACCCAUUAUGCUGCAGUCAAUGGGAUCAAGGGUGGACAGCAGAGGACAAAACAGAUAAGACGAAACAUGAACCUGACGUCAAGACAGAAGACGAAUCGAAACCUGAGAUUGUGUCUCCUCCACCUGUUCAAGAAACAGUGAGUGAACUGCAGAUGUGUGUGUCUCCAGCUAAACCAAAGCCCGUCUCAAGCACAUGCACCAGCCCCCACACCUCUGACCCGAUCCAGAUCAACUGCAUCUAUCCAGUUUUCCUAGUUUUUCCAGCUGUACCAGUCUAUCCGGUCCAGCCCCCGUUUUCCCAGUUCAUGAAGCAUUUCUUAAGCAGUCCAGUCCCCGUGGGACAGGGUCCACACUCUCCGUUCUGGCAGCACACCUCUCCGUUAGCCCUGACACCAGCUGCGCGCAUGUCUGCCGGAGCCAACGUCCUACACCGGCGCUCCAACCACACAGUCUGACCAGCCAGAAGCGGUGCGUGUGUUGGUGUCAGAACCUAUUUUGGACUUUCGUUAUGUUCAGUAACUUCUGUUCUUUCAUUUCUUUGGCUGCAACAUCCUAUAAAUAUAUCAAAUGAUAUAAUAAAAGCAGCGGAGGACACAUAAGGACAAGUCAGAGCAGAUAUAUCUCUUGUUCAUUUUAUCGUAAUGCCUCUCCCAGCAGCAGAUUGUUCUUUAUUUUUAUAUAUUUGCAUACACAAUGCUAAAGUUUUGUAUGUUUUUAUGUUUGCAUUAUAAACCAAUUGGACAUUUGUUUGUUUUAUUUGUUAAGUUGCUUGUUCAGUGUUCAAUUCAGAAUUUUUCUUUUAUCAAAAAAUGUUUUAUAAAGAAGAAAAUGUGAUAAAAAAAAAGGAUACAC